Bactrocera latifrons is the source of this 5783-nucleotide messenger RNA. RefSeq lists its product as uncharacterized. NCBI's taxonomy places the organism in Eukaryota, Metazoa, Arthropoda, Insecta, Diptera, Tephritidae. The transcript has 12 exons. The coding region runs from base 489 to 5783 and encodes 1764 amino acids. Gene Ontology annotation, molecular function: zinc ion binding; p53 binding; protein-lysine N-methyltransferase activity. The record is from RefSeq and is a predicted model, not a curated record. Gene Ontology annotation, cellular component: nucleus.
AAAAUAUUUGGAAAUAUUAAAUAUUUUGAAAUACUAUAUUAAAUAUUUGGUGUAAAGUAGUUAAAAUUGUGUUAACACAACCGCGCUGCUGGUGAAGUAAGACAGCGAGCAUUUGUGGGUAAGCAGAAGUAGCGACGUGUACGAGGGGGCGUUGGGCGUAAACAGCUGUGAACACAAUUUUUUAUGUUCAAACGGUGGACAAUUUGUGCAUUUUGUCUACAGUAAUGGUGAUAAACGAAAUUCGAUUAUUGAAGUUGACUUCACAAUAUCUGUGUUUCGGGACAAAUCUGUGUAGACUAAUUACGAAAAAAAUACUUUACUUUGAAUUACAUUGCUAACGUGUGAUUGUUAUUUGGUUACACAAAUCCAUACAAAAUAUAAAAAGUAUCUAUGUAUCCGUAUACAUGCUUAUGCCGAUUGGAAAAUAGAAUUAGCUACAUAUUACAUACUGUAGGCAUUUGUUUUCCGCACUAAUACCAAUUAAUAACAUGACUACCGCCGAUUGUAUGGAGUCACUGCUCAGCUCUAUGUCCAGUACUUUUGAUGCUGAAUGCGCUACGAGCACCGCUGAAGGUGGUUCGCUGCUCAAUCACGAUUUGGCCGAAGACAAAACGCUGAAAUGGCGUACCAUGGUGAAUAAUCGAUUCGCAUGCAAAGAUAAGGACAGAAAAGCACAAACACAUAAGCAGCACCAGGCGUCAACGACGUCGGCCAACAGCACUCAACAGGAGUGCAAACAAAGCCAAAACGGCAAUACCAACAGUAGCAACAAUAAUAACAACAGAAAAGCUAUAAAACUAGAGCAACUCGCCAAGGGCAGUGGUGACAACAAGUUUGAGGAGCUGAACAAAACAGAAAGUAAAAUAAAAUUAACGGCACAGGAUCAAGAAGAUCGUGCAUCUACAACCGAUUUUAUGGAAGAACAAAUGAAAGCUUUGUUGGCCGAUGAUGAGGACUUGCAACAGCCGACUGAGACCACAACAAGUGGCGCUGCGCUGGCGGAAAACAUGCAGUGUGUGUCGGCUGUAAGUAAAGAGGAAGCAAUCGGUAUGGAAGAUAAAGUAUCUUUGCAUGAAAGUGAAACUUCAAUUGCUGCAGGCGUCGGCCCAGAUGCAGCGCACAGAAAAAGACGCAGCAACACCAGCACUAGCAAUAGCAACUGCAGUAACUAUAACAGUAGCAGUAAUGCCAGCAUUGGCACACUCGCUCAAGGUCAAUCCGAUGACAGCUUUCAUGACGGCAUUACUGACUCAAAGCGUACAUGCCAACAAGUUGUGCCGUACACAGCGGAUGCACAUCUGGAAAGUGGUAUGACAGCUGAGUCAGCAAAUCAAAAUUUGGAAAAUUCUUUGGUGGCAGCUACCAUUAGCGCGGAUGCUGCAGAUUUAGUUAUGGUCGAAUUGGAUUCAAUUAAGCAAGAUAUUGACGAUGUAGAUGAGGAUUUGCUUGCAACAUCAUCUAGAGGUGACUCAUGUGACAUAUCGAAUGUUGAUACUAUAACAACAACAGCAAUUACAUCAACUUCAAAUAUACUGCUAACGACGGCAGCACAACAGCCGAAGGCGGAACUCACCAGCACUACCACCAGCAACAUAAAUAGCAGCACACUACUUAGCUUAGAGCAGGGAGUAGCCGGAGAGAAUGAGUGUGUGAAAACAGCCCAUAACGAUGUGGUCAACAGCGAUGCUACUGAUAAAAUUGCUACAAAUGCGCGUGCGGCCAGUGUUAGUCCGCUUCGUCGCUUACGACGUACGCGUCGAUUCUCCGAAGUUACUAAUCCACCCGAUUCUCUGCCUGCUGAGACGACAAAGUCGGUGACCAAAGUGGAAAAUGCGGAAAUUGCAGUAACCGUUGACGCAGCACAGCCAACAACGAAGCUAGAGCCGGUUCAAAACAUUAAUCUUCCUACUACAACAACUGACGCUGAUGGUCCGCCACCAGCUACAACUACUAUAGCAGCAGGUGCGCUUGAAACAGCGGCAGCGGCGGCGGCAGCUGCUGCACAAAUCCAACAACUGCAGCCGGUGAAGCGUGGGCGCGGACGUGGCAGAAAAAUUACUGUGACGAUGGAGGGCUUUGAGCAAAGUGUUGAUUUACCACCUAGAGAGGAGGAUAAACAGAUGUUGGCGACAUUGGCGGACGCUGCGACAUUAGCAACGACAAGCGCCGCGCCGCAAGAGCGCAAAACAGUUGGACGCAAACGCAAACAACCGGAUGACGUGGAAGGCACAAAUGUAGUGACGUUGCCAGUCAUCAAAAUAGAACAGGAAGAUACUACUGUAAGUGGUAAAGACGUAUCGUUGAGUCCUGGCACCGGCGCCGCAGCGAAUAACGGGGAUGGCAGUAAGCGCAUGCGGCGCAGCGUGCGGCUGGGUAACCGCAACGAUAGUAGCGCGACACCUAGCGGCAACAGCAAACAGUUGGAUGGUCCACCGCUUGAAGAAAUCAAAAUUGAACCCUCGACUUGUGUGGUAAAUCCACAACUAACACUAGUCGACCCGUUAAGCUUGACGGAAGCCCCAGGCAGUGCCGGUAAGUCGUCCAUACCAACUAUAGAAGAGCGGACGCCACCAAAGAAACGCGGGCGCAAGUCAAAACUACAUCAUCUGCAACAAAAACAACUGCAGCAACAGCAACAGUUAGAAAAAUCACAAUCUGGCGCAAGUGGCGCGAAUAGCGAGAGCAGUGAUCACACGCCGCCCGGCUCAGCAACAAAACGUGGCAGUCACCCUGCGGACGUUAUCAUACCGAAACGAUCACAGCGGCGCAUUAAGCCAACGACGAAAAUACUUGAAAAUAGCCAGCUGCGUUAUGAAUUCGAAACGACUAAUAUGGUGCGUUUGACACAGGCACAGAACUGGGAGGAUAGUGGCGGCAGCGGCGGUCAUAACGUCGAGUCGAAUGCUGCGCUGGAAACGGAGAAAGCGCAUACGGGUAACAAGCAAGUGAAGACGGAGAAGGCUGAACGCGCGGACCCCGCCGAAGAAAGAGCUACUGGCCACGGUUCAAACUUUGUCAAGAAAAAACUGUGUGGUAAAUUAUUGCGAGACAUUGAAGCAUCGCGCGCCGCAUUGCUAGCUGAAGAGCAAGCGCAGCUCGCGCGUCCACGCGUAGACGUAGAUAAGUUCUUGGGUGAAAUCAAAGCGGCGAAAUGGCAUACAAAUCGGUUGUCAGAGGAGCGCAAACUAACGAAGAAGCAGCAGCGCAAGCUAGCCAAACAGAAGGAAAAUAAUUUGCGCAAACUCGGGCUGCGCCGCAAUACUAGCGAAGAGGCCAGUGAUAUAGAGAGUCUAAGCGACAAUGAAGAGUUCGUGCCGACUACGCGCGUACAAGUGGAACGACGUAGUCAUACGCUGCGGCAACGCUCCGCCAUUAAAGAGAGCACACCAACACCAACCGCUGCGCCGGCGCAGUUAAUGCCAGUACGCGCUGCAACCGCUUCGCCGACAAGCGCAAAAGCGGGACGAAAGCCGCAAGCGCGUCAACGUAAUGCUGUUGAGAAAUCGGCAGCAGCAGCAACGACCACUAAGCCAACCGCAAAUGUAAGCGUGUGCAAACAGAAAUUACUAAAAGCGCCCUCGCUUGAAGUCAUCGAGAUAAAUGAAUCAUCACAAGAGCUACAAUCGCCCAGCAACCGCUCAGUGGGCUUGGCAGCUGCCACAGUCAGCGCGUUAAACGCAAUCGGCACUGUGGUAACCAUACCAUCACCGCCGCCACCUGCCCGAACUGCGCAGCAACGCAAUUUAAUUUGCUACUGCGAGAAGAAAACACAAUUCUACACGCGCAACACACCCGAUACGGCCUACUGUUGGGCCAUUGACAACAUCGAGGAGCAGAAGGUGGGCUGUAGCAAUCAACUGAGCGGCGAAGUGUUCAAUCUGCUGCGACCAAGUCAGCGCGUCAGCUAUAUGGUGUUGUGCGAGGACCACAAGAAGCGGCUGAGUACACACAAUUGUUGCGCCGGUUGUGGCAUAUUUUGCACGCAGGGGAAAUUUGUGCUUUGCAAGCGUCAACAUUUUUUCCACGCCGAAUGCGCCGAGAAGUUCAUACUCAGCAGCCCCAUGGAUGCGCAGCAACCGGCCAGCAACUACACUAGUCCCACAUUGGUGCUAAAGUGUCCGCACUGCGGCAUCGACACGCCGGAACGUACCUCCAUCGUCACGAUGAAAUGCCAAACAUUGCCUGUAUUCUUGCCUAGUCAAAGAGCGCCAAAGAUCAAAGCUGCGAAAAUGCCGCUACCUGUUUUGAGCGGCGCCGCGCAACCAAAUGGCCAUUCCAAUGCUGUGACUGUUAACAGCGCUGUAGGCGUAAACGUUGGUGUUGGCGCAUCAACGUCGUUUGCAGCUGCUGGCAGCGCUGCCAGCAACACUGUACCGCUACGUACGCUGCGUACGCACCAAAUCAAUUUCGAGCAGCUGAUACCCGAAUCCGUCAUGAAUGUGGUGCUGCGCGGCCGUGCGCCAAGCAAUCGCGAUGUGCGUCGUGGCGCCAGUAGCACACGCAGCUCUAUUUCGGAGUUCUCCACGCGCGACAUGUAUUACGCGGUGAAGAAUGACGAUCUCGAGCGCGUUGCUGAAAUACUCGCCUCUGAUUUCGAUGUGAAGACGCGCAUGCGCGAAUUCCUUAAUGGCACCUGCUUGCAUUUGGUGGCGCUUUCUGGCACCUUGCCGAUGGCCUUUCUGUUACUUUGCAAGGGUUAUGCCAAGGAGUUUAUAAAUAUGUUGGACCGCGAGCUGCGCACCGCGGCGAUGUGUGCGGUAUUGGGUGACAAGUGUGAUAUACUGAAUUUGUUCAUACAAUGCGGCGCUGAUUUGGCAAUAAAGGGCCUGGAUGGCAAGACCUGUCUGCACAUUGCCGCCAAGCUUGGUAAUCUGGAAGCGGCGCAAUUGAUUAUCGACAGUUAUCGCUCGUGCCGCAGCAUAUUGAAUUUUAUGGACUUCAUAAACACACAAGAUGAUGGUGGCUGGACCGCUAUGGUGUGGGCAGCAGAGUUGGGACACACGGAAAUUGUGAGUUUACUACUCAAUCACGGUGCCGAUCCGAAUAUUUGCGACAAUGACAAUAACACUGUGCUACAUUGGGCCACAUUACACAGUAAUGGCUUGGAGACGAUCACAAUGCUGCUGCAAGCUGGCACCGAUUGCAAUGUACAAAAUGUGGAGGGUGAUACACCGCUUCACAUCGCCUGCCGUCACUCCAUUACCCGCCUAUGCAUUGCGCUAAUCGCUAACGGCGCCGAUUUGAUGGUGAAGAAUAAAGCCGACGAAUUACCAUACGAUUGUAUACCGCACGAGGACUCGGAAUGUGCACGCACUGUUGGUUUCAACAUGCAAAUGCGUUCAUUCCGUCCGCUGGGUCUACGCAGUCGCAUUAUUUGCGAUGACAUAUCGAACGGACGUGAAGCGCGUCCGAUACAAGUUGUGCGUAAUGAGCAGAAAUUGUGUGGCAGUCUGAAUGGCGCUGAGCAGAAUGGUGGCAAUGAGAUGCUGAGCGCUUCUACGGCCACUGUAGUGCAUGACGAGUCCGAUGAGAUUAUGUUGCCCGAUCUGAAGUAUAUCAAAAAGUCCAUAAUUCUGCAAAAUUGCACGCCAAUCGAUUAUCGUGUGGCGCAAAUGCGCAUCUGCUCGUGUAUGGAUGGCUGCAUUUCAUCGCAGUGCCAAUGCAGUGAGGCAUCUGGUCAAAAUUGGUACACGACGGAAGGCCGUUUGAGCGCCGAUUUCAAUUUCGAAGAUCCAGUGCCCAUAUUCGAAUGUAAUGAUGUCUGCGGUUGUAAUAAGUUUUAG